CAUCUGCAUAACAAUCGACCAACCACAGGAGUUUGAAUUAGUCACAGUUUAGUAAUCAAAGUCUUUAACAUUUUGAUGUGGUAUUAUUCUGCAAUCAGUGAAUGAUUCAUUCCUUGUAUGCAGUCCAUAGGGCUAUGAAACACCGAUAUUUCACCUUAGCACACUUUGAAUAUUGGCUUUUGAUGUUUGGAUAAGCGUACAAUUGAUCUACGGAGAUUUAGGUUUGGAGUUUUGCUAGUACUUAAAAAGACAAUUUGGACUUGACAGUUUACUCAGAAACGGCUCGAUCACGUCGCUGGCUGAUCGCAUCAUCACGCGCUGUCCUUAAUAUUGCUCGGAUACAGUGUGUCGUGUGACUGCGUCGGUUCUUCCAUUCAAGGUGCCGAAAUUGAGUCUCCUUGUACAUUAAAGUAUGCAAGCGGUACAUCGCCCUGUUAAUAUGGACUUGAUAGAAACCCCACCUCACAUUCCUGGCCCGAUCAAUGGUAAUCCGUACGCCGUGGUCAACCAAGCUAUGAAAAUGAAAUGCCGCGCAGACGAGGAACACGCCGCUCGCGACAAUGAUUACCCUGGCGAGACGAAGAUGGCGAAAUAUAACGGCGACAACAACGUCUUUCAGUUUCCAGUUGUAAUCGGAGAAAAACAGUUACGAGAGGAGGACCGCAAGGCAGCCAUGGACGAACUACUGGGGAACCUCGGCGUUGAACGCAAUGGCGACAGAAAUACCACGGUUACCAUAACAACACAGGUUACCAAGACCAAUCCACAGCCACCCCAGAGACAAAGUAGUUUCAAAGCGACAGAAAAGAUAAUAAUGAAGAAAGGUUCCCAGGCACCGAUGGCUCCGUCAUCUCCAAGGCAGAGCUUCGAAGUGCCGCUCGUUCAGACGGCACCAAACGAAGACCCGAAUUUAUACUAUGCUUCGCAUUACGCGGCCUCGCAGCCCGGUAAAGUUAAGGCAAAGCUGCACAUAGACCCGCAUUCGGGCGGACAAAUUUCACCGACCGCAUCGCCGGAACUGAUCUCAAAUCGUAAAAUGUUAAUGGAUGUAAUUGAAGGCGACUCUGGUGACGAUCUCGACGCGACAACGGAACCGGAGGUGACGGAAGUGCGGAAAGUGGACAGCGACACGGAAUCUGAAGAAGAAAUCUCCUUUCACGAAAGCCCUACCCUGCCGAGGCGUGGAAAUGUCGCAGCGAAGGUUCAAUUUCUGUCCAAGUCCGUCGCGUUUUCUCCGCCCCCUGACGCGGAGGAGCAAAACAAACGAAAGAACACCUCCGUGCCGUUGAUAGGUCUGACUCAUCUGGGAGCUACCGACGUGACGGACAGGAUCGCCAAACACAACGAAAAAUCUCUCGCUGCCGGCCAAGUCAUGGCCACUGCUAAUAUGGUGUUGUAUAGCAGUAAACAGCCGCCCAAGAAAGUUGUGGAGUAUAAUCCUGAUGCACACGACCACAGAGAAGAAGAGGUUGAAGAUUUCCGUACCGCUCCAGUAUUACGUCACCACCAGGAGGGUUGGAACAAAGUGGAAACAAAUGAAUCAGACACAAGUGACGUACAUUCGGAUCAAGCUAUAGAGGAGGACUUCCCCCCUCCACCUCCGCCUGCUACUCCACCCCCCGUCGUACAGACCAUCAAACUGGGCCAGCAGGCUGAGUUCAGGCUCAAUAUCCAGCUUUCAAGCGUGGGCAAACUUGAACCUGUACGUGAAAGCCAAGAUCCGUCGGAUUCUGGCUGCGAGACCUCCACUCCGCUAUCGCCACCGCCCGGGAUUAAAGUCGACGAACCUGCGAUUCAAAAACGCCAUGUACAAGUUGAAGAAAGCGUGGACGAUGCUUUAUUAGAAGAGCUAUUUCGAAAUGAUUCCUCGAAAGAAAUUCAACCUCUUCAAACGCAGAAUUCCAGCGAAUCCAGCAGUCUCAUACGAGGUCAGAGUAACGAGGUCAGCACUCCAGUUAGAUAUUUCGCGACGAGCACUCCUGUUGCAACUGUGUCAAAGAGACCAGAUUCGGAAGAGAGGAGAUACAGGGACGAAGAUGAGGCCGCGGGAUAUUCGAGGAUAGAAGAUAUCAAACCAGGCAAAGGAAAAGAAGAGGUCAGUGAAAUGAAGGACGUCAAACAGAAUGGAAUGACGGACGAGGAGUUCUUAAACAGCUACAAGGUUAUUCCAGAAAAGCCAAUGGAAGAAGAGAUCAGUCCCGUACCAAGCCCUACGACGAGUCCUAAUGAGACCUUGAAGAAAACGAAGCUUUCUGCGGCUGAGCGAGGACCUGCAGUCCUUAACGAGCUCAUCAACGGGAUUAGAACGAUGAAGCAAGAAAUGUCCUACAAAGCGAAAGAACAAUCAGAGAGUUCAGAUGUCUUCCCAACGAGCCCAAGUAGUGAUAAAUCUUCGUCGUCAUUAUCGCCAACAUCGACGCUGUCUCGCGGGAAACGAAGGCAUAGGAAAGCCUCGGACAAAGGCUAUGGAUCCACAAAUUCAAGUUUAUCUGAUGCAGAACUGUUUGUGGAAAUUCCAAAGAAUCCAAGUGUUAAAUUUGAUAAAGACACUUCAGCAUUCUGGUAUAAACCUCAUAUAACCAGAGAACAAGCAAUAGCACUGCUGCAGGACAAACCACCCGGAACUUUCGUGAUCCGAGACAGUCAGUCAUACACAGGGGCAUUUGGGCUGGCUGUAAAAGUUGAAGUUCCUCCAAUGCACGUCAUCCAGAACCAAAACAAGGACUUUGACCAUAUAGAUCCCUCUGAGUUUGUUCGACAUCUCUUGAUCGAGUCCACUCCCAAGGGGGUGCAUCUUAAAGACUGUAAAGAUGAACCAAUGUUUGGAAGUCUUGCAGCUUUUGUUUAUCAACACUCACUGACGGAGAUAUCUCUCCCCUGUAAACUUGUUUUACCAACGAAAGAUUUGACCGUCGGGACGUUAAAGAUCACAGACAGACAAGAAACGGAAACUCAGUUACUCGCUCAAGGGGCAGCGUGUAACGUGGCGUACCUCGGUUCGUUCAAUGUGGAAUCCCUGUCAGGACCGGCCGCUUUGAAGUAUGCAGUGGCUAAAAUUGAACCAGGGAGGAAGAAUAAGGAACACGAACCUGUCUUGGUUAAUUUCAAAGUCAACAAACAAGGGAUAACGCUGACAGACAAUGAUAGGAAAUUAUUCUUCCGUAAACAUUAUCCUCUUAAAAAUGUUCUCUACUGGGGAACCGAUCCUGAUGAUACAAGGUGGGAUCUAACAGAAUAUGGUGGCGGCAAUCUAGCAAGAUCGUUUGUGUUCGUCUCAAGAAAGACAGAUAGCGAUGGAAACGAAUGUCAUCUUUUCGCCGAAAUGGAUCCUAAGCAACCAGCCUCCACAGUGGUUGACGUCAUAACAAAAAUUAUCACGAAUGUCAGUCAGUAGUGAAACCGCUGAGAAUUCAAUGGACCGUUCUGAGCACGCGCAGUAGCAAGACGGGAGAACCGGUAACAUUUACGAAAAGCGAUUUUCAGAUUGAUUUCCCGUCCGAUUACGGCUAACGAUUUUAUACAGUACCGCAAUAGAUGUGUAAAGUCUUGUUUUUAGAAAUUUUUAAGCAAAUAAGGCCAGUAAUUUAUUGUACAUUAUUGUGAGAGAUUCUAUAUCUAUCUAUAUAUUUGAACACUUAACUAGGUAUGUACAGGUUUGUAUGUACAGUUGACACUUUGCGGUGAAUCUUAAGUUUGGAAAAGUAAGCUCUGAUGUUCUAAGGGUUAGCUUAUUGUAAUAUUUCAAUAUACCAAAGUAAGCCGUAUGCCAACUAAUUCUCUUAUAUUCGUUAUAAGUAGGA
This is a messenger RNA of Dendronephthya gigantea, 3800 nucleotides long. RefSeq lists its product as uncharacterized. Bases 413 to 3394 code for a protein of 993 amino acids. The record is from RefSeq and is a predicted model, not a curated record. The transcript is spliced from 19 exons. NCBI's taxonomy places the organism in Eukaryota, Metazoa, Cnidaria, Anthozoa, Malacalcyonacea, Nephtheidae. Gene Ontology annotation, molecular function: protein binding.